ACGUGUGUUGGUCGGACAAGCGAGAGAGACCGAACUCCAGUCGCUGUUUUCUAAUGGCUCAACAUGCGACGGCGGGACGGCGCUACUUGCGAGCAUUUGUUAGCGGAUUCUUCGUUGCAGUUCCCGUCACCGUCACUGUCCUCGAUCGAUGUGCUUAUGUGGCGCGAGUGGAGGGAGCGUCAAUGCAGCCAUUCCUCAACCCAGAAGGGGGGUCGGAGUGUGACGUUGUCUUGCUGAAUCGCUGGAGUGUGAGGAACUACCAAGUCCAACGAGGUGACAUUGUCUCUGUUGUGUCACCCAGAAAUCCCCAGCAGAAAAUUAUCAAGCGGGUCAUUGGUCUAGAGGGAGACUUUAUCAGGUAG
Messenger RNA from Stegastes partitus (bicolor damselfish), 362 nucleotides. RefSeq names its product inner mitochondrial membrane peptidase subunit 2 (gene immp2l). Lineage: Eukaryota; Metazoa; Chordata; Actinopteri; Pomacentridae. The record is from RefSeq and is a predicted model, not a curated record. Gene Ontology annotation, cellular component: mitochondrial inner membrane peptidase complex. The transcript is spliced from 4 exons. The coding region runs from base 54 to 362 and encodes 102 amino acids. Gene Ontology annotation, molecular function: serine-type endopeptidase activity.